ACCCCUAAUCCCCUCCGAUUCACUGUUAAAUACGGCCAGGCCUAAUACUUCAAGUUUCAAAUUUGAAAAAGCGAAAAAAAGCCGUUGGAGGAGAGAGAGAUCAUGGAAAGCGAAGGCAAGCUUGGUCCUGCUAUAUUUUUAUCAUGGGCGGAUGAAGUAGAGAAAGAAGAUGAAGAAGCAGCUCGGGCUCAAGUGCAGCGAAAGGAGAAACCCAAUCCCUUUGGGUCUGCUAGACCAAGAGAAGUUGUUCUCCAGGAGAAAGGAAUUGAUUGGAGAAAACUCGAUCUUCGUCUUGAACAACAAGCACCACUUGCAAGGCGAGAGCCCCUCAGUGAGAAAGGCAAGGGAAACAUUGCUGCCUCAUCACCGUCGGCUAUCAACAGGAAACAUACAGAGCCCCGGAGACAAGGGCUGUACGAUGAGAAUUUGGGGUUCAAUUCGGCUGCCACAGACCAGGUGGUAGUUGUGCCUCCACUGAAAUAUCCACCAAGAAAUAUCGUUGCCAGUUUGUCCUACUCCGGAAUUUCUUAUAUUAAUCCUUAUCUGGAAAGUGGGAAGCAUGGCUUUCAGUGUAGGAGUAGCUUGAAGCCUGAGAAAAAGAACAUAACUGGUAGGAGUGGAAUGCGAAUGAUUCACUGUCAUGAGCGAAGGUUGCACAUCGAGCACGGGAGCCAGUUCAAGAAGAAUGGUAUCCAAUCUGAGUCUGCACAAUCAUUAGGGAAAAACAGGAACUUGUCAAAACCAUUGGCCUGUAGCAACAGGCAGCAUUCAGAUUCUUAUAAUCGAGGAGGAGAAUUCGAGGGGAAUGGGCAUGAUACGAUGGCUUCGCUGCUGGGGAGACCUCCAAUUCGGGAAAGAAAGCCCUUGUCACCCAGUGAGAGAGCCUGGAAGAGUGUUAAAGAUGACCCAGCAGUGAGGGAAGUGAAUAAGCUACACACAAAGCAAUCACGUACGAGAUGCGGAAACAUCGAACGAAAGAGAUGGAGCCAGCGAACCUCAUACAAGGAUACAACCGUUUCUCAAGAAGAUUGCCGAAGUGGGAUGGAUAGACAUGUUGCUUAAGGGAAGCAACAAAUGCUCACCAGCUAAGGAGAGGAAGUGUUAGCUCGAGCAGUCACUCGUGGCUGACAUAGAGACUAGAAGCUAUGAAUUAGACGCAGUUUUACUUGAUAGAAACUUGUAUCACUAACAAUUCUAGAUCCAUAAAUGCUUCGCCAUGUACUUUUCAAUUUCCCCUAUGAAUUGCUUCUCCAGACUCUGGAAGCUAUGAGU
Molecule: messenger RNA, 1272 nt
Organism: Manihot esculenta (cassava)
Lineage: Eukaryota; Viridiplantae; Streptophyta; Magnoliopsida; Malpighiales; Euphorbiaceae
Exons: 2
Coding region: 103-1062 (319 amino acids)
Molecular function (GO): mRNA binding; translation initiation factor activity
Source: RefSeq, a predicted model, not a curated record